AUGUCAGUAUUGGACGCAACGAGGAUCCUACAAUACGAUUGUGCUACCGAAGAUUACCAUUGGCAAUGCCAAAAUGGUGAAUGCAUCUCAAUAAAUGUGCUCUGCGAUGGCAUCAAGCACUGUCGCGAUGGUUCCGAUGAGACCAGAAAGUUUUGCAAAAAUGCGAUAUGUACACCGUUAUUAUUUCGUUGUGAUUACGGUGCGUGUAUACCGUUGACACAGCUUUGUGACGGUGUAGUCGAUUGUGCAGAUUCGUCAGAUGAGGGCAGCGAGAUGUGCCACAAACGGCGCGAGGAGGUGUCAGUUGACGAAAGUAGUAAGCAAAUGAAUGAAAGGAAUUGCGUUGGCUGGGGUCAACUUAAGUGCUGGUCUGGCCAAUGCGUUAGUGUGCAUGCCAAAUGUAAUGGCAUACGUGAUUGCCAAGAUGGCAGCGAUGAGUGGGAGCGCCUUUGCGCAAAUAUCAAAUGUAAUAGACGCAAACAAUUUCAGUGUAAUUAUGGCGCUUGCAUAAGUCUGACUGCCAAGUGCAAUGGUACAGCAGAGUGUUUGGAUGAGAGUGAUGAGACGUUAGCAGAAUGUGUACAGAAGGUGAAAGGCAAGAGUGAUAGCGAUGUUAGUAGAGAGAAACUACAGACACACCCAGCAACUCUAAUUACAACUGCUCAAGGGUCGGUGCAAAUGUUCACCCCACAAACAAAUGCAAUGCCUAUUUCAACUACAACAAUACUCGUUAAUGUCGAGCCCAAUAAUGAAAACGAUGCUAGCGAAACACACGAGCGAGACGAAACGGAACUUGCCACUCAUAGUCAAAGUGAUAAUAAGAAACCAAUAAGUGGAAUAUAUCCAAGCGAUGUAAUUACUUCAUCACAACUUGGACAUGGCCUAGGUUGCCGCAUAUUUCAGCAUUGGCAAAGCUCAUCAGCCCGAUACUGCAAUGAUAAAUGGAUUGAAAAAAGUGAUUGCUGCACUUUAUAUGGAAAAACCAUUCCAUGCAUUCGUAUACUACCGAAUACGAUUGUGCAAAAAGAAUGCCGGAUGACAUCGACAGCUACCAAAAGAAGCCGUGCCACAUCCGAGCAGCUAAAUCGCCUGCUUGACUACCUAAUGGAAGUCCCGGGUCUAGCAGGAUCUAGGUUCCACAGCCUCCAUGGUAAGUACGAGUGCGACAAAAAGUGGAGCGAGCUAGCAACAAAAUUAAAUAGUCUGGGUGGAGCAGUGAAGACGGUGAAUCAAUGGCAAACGGUAUGGCGGGACUUAAAAAGCCGCACCAGCAUUAAAGCACGGAAUCGGCGAAGGCAACAAGCUUUAACGGGAAAGAGGCCAAUCAGCGAGGAGCCCCUAACGGAAUUCGAGAGGCGGGUGUCUGCUCUUAUAGAGGAGGAGUAUAUGAAGGGCCACGAUUCAACCCCUGAAAAUAUUCCACUGGAGGAGGUAAUCCAAAUGGGUAUCGAAGUGGAAGAUGAAAGGGUGAUUUCGGAAGCCCCGUCACCUUUACGGACGCCACUGGCAGAGAAUUUCACGCUGAGGUCAGGUAAUUCCCAUAUCUCAGACAGGAGAACACCACGGGCGAGCUUGAAAAGAAAGCGCAUGGAAGAAGACGGUAAUGCUCGGAAGAAAUUUUUGGAAAUAGCAGAAAAACAGGCAGAUGCACUAAAGAUGCUAGCCCAGUCGAGUAUAGAAACAGUAGAAGUCGCGAAACAACAAGCAGAUGCUUUAAAGAUCUUAGCCGAAAGCAGCUCUGCAAUUGCUCAGGCUAAUAAAAUGAUGGCGGAGGCAAUAGCCGUAUUGGGGAAUGGAUUAAGCGCUACCGCAGAAGCAUUCAACAAUCUAACGAAUGCAAUCUAUCUGGUGUCUGCGACUAACUGCACCGUCGCGAAUGGCGAGUGGAAGUGCCUGAAUGGUGAAUGCAUCUCAAUAAAUGUGCUCUGCGAUGGCAUCAAGCACUGUCGCGAUGGCUCCGAUGAGACCAGAAAGUUUUGCAAAAAUGCGUUAUUAUUUCGUUGUGAUUACGGUGCGUGUAUACCGUUGACACAGCUCUGUGAUGGUGUAGUCGAUUGUGCAGAUUCGUCAGAUGAGAAUAGUGAGAUGUGUCGCAAACGACGUGAGGAAGUACCGCGUGAUGCAAGUGACGACAAUACAAAUCAACUUAAUUGUGCAGGUUGGGGCCAAAUGAAAUGCAAUGGCAUACGCGAUUGUGACGAUGGCAGCGAUGAAACCGCUCGGUUAUGCAAAGCGAUGACCUGCACGGAAAAACAAUUUAAAUGUGAUUAUGGAGCAUGCGUACCGCUGAAUGCUGUUUGUAAUGGAAAAGUGGAGUGUUGGGAUGAAACCGAUGAAAACCCAGAGUUGUGUGAAACAAAUAGAGUUACUGCAGGAGCGGUCACAACAACAUUAAGACCGCCGACAAUUCCUAAUGCUAAAAAUGCUAAACCUAUAACAACUACAAUUGAAAAUUUCACCAACGGUUUGUAUAAUGUACAGCAAAAAGUACAGAAAGUUUACGAAAACUCAACUAAUACAAACAACAUCUCGAAACACAUAGUCGAGAAUACCCAGGAAGCCAAAGUAGGAAUCAAUAGGCCGAAUAUCCCACUACACCUUAAUACAACAGCUGUUGAAACAGAAGCACGUCUAAGUCUAGAUACCGAAGAAAUAUCUCAGGGCGUAAGUAAUACUAGACGUGUACCGGGAAUAGCGGGAAAUGAAAUAGCGGGUCCCAAAAGCAACACAUCUGAACCUAUAUAUACGACUACGGACGUAAGCAUUCCACUAUCGCAAACGCAUCAAACACGGAUUACUAAUACAACAAAUUACAAUGGUAAUCCAGCUAAGCGUCCAACACAUCUCGAUAAAGAGGUCUCUUACACAUCAAAAUCCGGGCCAUCAACGCCACCAAAAUUCGCCACCGUAUCUACCACCUUACAAACUACACCGCUCACUACAACUUUGCUCAGACCUGUUGCAGCCGCCAAAAGUAAGUGUAAUUUUGGCGAAUGCGCUUUUCCGCUAAUUUGUGAAAUUUCGAACCCCAACUCGACACAUUUAAGUAACACCAAUCGGCGCAUAUCUGCUGAAGAAGGUUCCCAUAUAACAUUUAGUUGCGCGAUUGCUUGUGAAGUGGACUUUUUAGCUCAAUGCACAUCACAAUUCGCAUGUUUAUAUAAAAGACCAAAUUCGAACUCACAAAUUUCCAUAACACCGAAUUUUACGGAGAGUAAAGUGGAGAAACUCACUCAAAUUGGUUUUAAAUGCAGAGAAGGCUAUGAGUUGGAAGGUUUCAGAAGCAGAAUAUGUACGGAGAGUGGCUGGGCACAGCCCUUGCCCCAAUGCAUUAAAUAUUGCCAUUUGAACGCCUUGGAAAGGUGCAAGGGAGCGCUCAGCUGUGUAGUUUAUAAUUCAAACACGAGAUCCUACAUGGAAUCUGGGGAAUAUUAUUGGAAUGAACUUUUGAGGAAAGAUUCUCAUGUCGAAUUCAAUUGCAGUCAUGGCUAUAAACUGGAAGGCGAAUAUCGUUCAACAUGCACCGGGACUGGCUGGGACAAUAUUACGCCUAAAUGCGUGAAAUCAUGUCGAGGAAACCUUUUACCCAAAUGUGGUCAUCCGCUUGUUUGUAAAUCCUACGAUUCAAAAACGAAAUCGUAUAAAGAAAUAACUACUACAUCAAGUACGCUUUAUGCGCAAAAAAGUGAAAUUAUAUUCAGUUGCAUCAACGGUUAUCAGUUGGAAGGUGCAUAUCGCACAGUUUGUAAAUCGUUUCGUUGGAGUCAUGAGGGGGAUAUUGUCUGGCCGAAAUGCAUUCGAGCUUGCAGUCUAGAUUAUGUUUUAAGCCAUAAGAAUUCAAUGAAUUGUUUUUAUUAUGGAUAUUCUCAGUCGAAAUGGUUGGAUGUCCACCAUUAUUUCAAUCGUAGCUGGAUGCCGGAAGACUCCUAUAUAUACUGUCGUUGUAAAAAUGGCAGCCAGGAGAGAUAUUUAAGCUGUACUGGAUUUGGUUGGAAUUAUGAUUUUCCUAAAUGCGUUGAACAAAGAAGGCCGUGAUUUGUUAUAAGGUGGUAACCUGAAGAUGAUAAUGAAGCAAUAAAAUAAGUUAACUACAUUGUUUUCACUACAAAGUAGAACCGAUCAGCCAAUAUAAUGGAGCGUACGUCUAUCUAUUGGUUAACUAACAAUUAUACAUAUAUCAUAUUCUACUAUGGACCAGAUGGAUCAAACGGAAGUGUGCAAUUUUUAAGAAAACAUUUCCAAAUAAAAAAUACAUAUAUUUAAAUUAUGUAGAAGAAAUUAAAUGCUUACUUGAAAGUUCUUUGAAAUUUA
Anastrepha obliqua is the source of this 4311-nucleotide messenger RNA. RefSeq lists its product as uncharacterized. Gene Ontology annotation, molecular function: protein binding. The coding region runs from base 1 to 4035 and encodes 1344 amino acids. The transcript has 15 exons. The record is from RefSeq and is a predicted model, not a curated record. Gene Ontology annotation, cellular component: plasma membrane. NCBI's taxonomy places the organism in Eukaryota, Metazoa, Arthropoda, Insecta, Diptera, Tephritidae.